AUGGCAGACAGCGGCAAGUGUGCGUUUGUUCUUGGGAUCGAGCUUUUGGACGGUGGAGAUGGCAGUGUGACUCUGUGUCAGCGCCAUUAUGUCGAUGAUAUCCUCAAGCGCUUUGGAAUGGAGGAGUGCAAGGCUGUGGCGAGUCCUGUGGAUGUCAGUUCUCGACUGAUGUCAAGCAGCACAGCGAGCAAGAUCGAUGUUCCAUUCCGUGAAGCUGUUGGUCCCCAAGAAGAACACUGGGUUGCGGUCAAGCGCAUCUUUCGCUACCUACAAGACACCAAGACGCAUGGAAUUUGCUACAAGCCAAGUGCAAGGAUCGACUUUCGUGGCUAUUCGGACGCAGACUGGGCCGGCGACCUUACUGAUCGCAAGUCAACGUCUGGCUACGUCUUCAUGCUAUUGGGUGCUCCAGUGAGUUGGGUCAGCAAGAAGCAGCCAAGUGUGUCACUGUCUACAAGUGAAGCGGAGUACAUUGCGCUAAGUCUGGCGAUUCAAGAAGACAAGUGGAUCCACCGCUUACUGUGCGAGAUCAUGGCAGCUGCUAAUGAGGACGGACCCGAUCUCAUCAUCCGAGAAGAAAACUUGUCCUGCAUCAAAAUGACCAAGAAUCCGGUCAACCACGGCCGCGCCAAACACAGUGAUAUCAAAUACCAUCACAUUCGCGAUGAAGUCAAGCGCGGUGAAGUGAAGCUUGAAUAA
Peronospora matthiolae is the source of this 699-nucleotide messenger RNA. The record is from the annotation of a GenBank genome assembly. Lineage: Eukaryota; Oomycota; Peronosporomycetes; Peronosporales; Peronosporaceae.